Molecule: messenger RNA, 273 nt
Organism: Trichobilharzia regenti
Lineage: Eukaryota; Metazoa; Platyhelminthes; Trematoda; Strigeidida; Schistosomatidae
Source: the annotation of a GenBank genome assembly
AUGUAUAAUAUUAAAGUCUAUUUGCACAUUCAUUGUAAUCAUAAGUUUGAAAACGAGACAGCGGGAAUGCUUGCCAUGGUGAACGAAAUAAAAGGCCUAUGUGACUGGAUAACAAAGAAUAAAUGGAUCUCAAUUCUUUUGACACUACUUGCAGCACUUCCAAUGUUCAUCCUCGCACUGCUCAAAAUACUUAAAAUUGGCCGUCAUGUUGAUCAUUUUCUGAUAGGAUUCGGUGUAAGUUUUCAUGAGUCAUUGUUACCCCAAGUUACCUGA